Molecule: messenger RNA, 1507 nt
Organism: Nyctereutes procyonoides (raccoon dog)
Lineage: Eukaryota; Metazoa; Chordata; Mammalia; Carnivora; Canidae
Gene: TASL
Product: TLR adaptor interacting with endolysosomal SLC15A4
Exons: 2
Coding region: 145-1035 (296 amino acids)
Biological process (GO): regulation of toll-like receptor signaling pathway
Source: RefSeq, a predicted model, not a curated record
AUGAGCCACUUAGUUUCUUGGUCGUACCAGUGGAAGGCUUGCAAACAUUUCUGAAAAAAAAAAAAAGCACUGGCUGGCUUAUUCAUCUCUAUAUGGUCAAUUGCUGUUUCUUCCGGACCAAAGGAGCAGAUUGGUUAGUGAAGAAUGCUGUCAGAAGGGUAUCUCAGUGGACUUGCCUACCAGAAUGACAUCCACUGGAGCUGUUCAUCUUAUAAUGAGCAGGUGGCUGAGAAGGAAGAAGAGACAACAUCUGCGACUCAUUCCUACUGUUCUGUGGAUGAAACCCAAGUCCGAAGUCUGUAUGUGAGCUGCAAAUCCUCGGACAAAUUUAUUUCUUCAGUGCAUUCAAGAGAGAGCCAACACAGUAGAGAUCAGAGAACCAUAAUGCUGCAGACAAACCCCAAUCCCGUGUUUGAAAGUCCCACCUUGGCUGCAGUUGAAAUAUGUAGAGACUCCAGUCGAGAGACCUACUUGGUUCCACCUUCCUGCAAAAGUAUUUGCAAGAAUUAUAAUGACUUACAUAUUGCAGGGGACCAGGUGAUGGCUAUUAACUCAGUGACAACAGAUUUUCCCCCAGAGAGCAGUUUUGAAUAUGGCCCUUUGCUGAAAUCAUCUGAGAUUCCUUUGCCCAUGGAGGAUUCCAUUUCCCCUCAGCCCAGCUACUUUCCCCAAAAACCUAUCCAGCAGUAUUCGUCCUACUGGAGAAUAACCAGCAUCAAAGAGAAGAGCAGCCUGCAAAUGCAGAAGCCUAUUUCUAAUGCAGUCCUGAAUGAAUACCUGGAGCAGAAGGUGGAAGAGUUAUAUAAGCAGUACAUUAUGGACACCGAAUUUCAUGACAGUUCUCCCACCCAGAUUUUGGCAUCGGAACUCAUCAUGACAAAUGUGGAUCAAAUUAGUCUCCAAGUGUCUAGAGAGAAGAAUCUGGAGACGUCCAAAGCCAAAGAUAUAGUCAUUAACUGUCUAUUACAGUUGGUAUCCAGUGAAAUCAGCACACCUAGUCUCCAUAUUUCUCAGUACAGCAACGUCAAUCCUUAGGGAGGAUACCUCUCUCUCAACUACUCCACACUAAAGCUACACUUUCUUCACUGAGAAAUGUGCCGGAGGUGGGUGUGAAGCAGAGUCCGGAGCUGGAGAGGUAAAGUUUGGAUGGAGGACAGGUAUGAAUGAAGAGGAAAUUGUACUAUUACACAUGAUGAAGGCAUGUGGAAAAAGGAGCUAUAAGGACUAAUUUCAAAGCAAAGGUUGUACAACAACAAAACAAAAAAUGAAAAUGAGCCAAAAAGAAAAAGUAGGAUUCAUUUAAAAGAGUACACAAGUUUAAAAAGAAGCCAAGCCAAGCAAGAACCCACACCAUGGGAAAAUAAAAAGCCAAAAGGUUUAAGCGUAAUGAGUCACUGUUUGUGAAGCAAAUAAAUUCUUCCAAGUUGCUUCUUCUUGAGAAGAAUGGACUGUAUGUAGAAGGGUGCUGUUUGGGUAGAAAGACCAGUUUAAACAGUUUUGAAAUUAU